Messenger RNA from Alternaria incomplexa, 927 nucleotides. RefSeq lists its product as uncharacterized. The transcript has a single exon. Bases 1 to 927 code for a protein of 308 amino acids. The record is from RefSeq and is a predicted model, not a curated record. Lineage: Eukaryota; Fungi; Ascomycota; Dothideomycetes; Pleosporales; Pleosporaceae.
AUGGGUCUUAACUACUACGCCUCGUCGCCAACUGUGGUCCUGCCGCCCCAGCAACCGCAGGACUACUUUCCGCAUCACCAGAGCGCCGCUGCACCAAUGGGUAAUUUCCGCCCCAAAUACCCUACUCCGCCUUCGCUCAACUAUCUAGCCGCCGUUUCCAAUGCCACCGCUGGGCGCAAACGAUCCAUCGCCGACGUCGACGACCCGGAGGAGAACCUACCCGUCGGAUCAAUUGUCACUCAAUCGCCUUCAAAGCCGAAGCCCGAGCCUGUGUACGGUCCAGGGAUGACGCUCAUCUACCCUGGAGAGCCUGGCUACACCAUGGCAGCCGAGUCGCAAUCGGGCACCUGGUACGAAGAGAAGGUCGAGAAAGAAGAGAAGGCUGAAGCUGAAGCUCGCCCUAUCGCCGUAUCGCGCAAGUCAGUCCGCAUGAGCCCAACUGCCAAUGUCGAAAUCACUCCCCUCAACGAGAUGGAUGCUCAGAAGACCGAAGAGCUCAUCGACGACAAAGGCAACACCGUCAACACGCUCAUCGCAUCUCUCGGAGUAGGCUGGAAGAACGUCAUGACCAACCCCAACCUACGCGACGCGGCACGCGCAUACUCCCGCGUGAUUGAGCGUCAUUUCGACUUCACCGACGUCCUGGUGAUGCUGGAGAAGGAAUCACUCAACGCGUAUCUCGUACGCGCUAAGCAACACGGUGUCCAGGGCUACUGGUUAUUCUCGGACAACCUUCAGUGGUGCCAGCUCGUUGGCUGGUCACUAGAGCGAACUGUCAGCAACCUCAUGUUCGGCUCAACUCCUCGUGUUGAGGGUGAGCGCAUCAAUGCUCGCCAGUUGACGCCGUCGCCUGCCUCUACACCCAUUUCCCAGCCAGUCGCCGACGCCCCUAUGGCGACUGCAGACACCGACGCGAUGGAGAUGUGA